UUAUUAGGAAGAGGAAGGGCACAGUGUGAGCAGGCCAUUAUAAAAGACCACUACCACCCUCUUUUCCAAUCCCCCACUCCCUCUUUUCUCACACACACCAAACAAAACACAACACAAGGAAAAUGGCAAUAAUGUCAGAAGGGGGACUUGCAAAAUGUACCAGAAUCCGGCACAUCGUCAGGCUCCGCCAAAUGCUGCGGCGCUGGCGUAGCAAGGCUCGCAUGUCGGCCCACCGAGAAGUACCCUCCGAUGUUCCGGCGGGACACGUGGCGGUGUGCGUGGGCACCAACUCCAGGAGAUUUGUGGUGCGCGCCACCUACCUGAACCACCCCGUGUUCACGAAGCUACUUGUAGAGGCGGAGGAAGAGUACGGAUUCUCCAACAACGGUCCUCUCACCAUUCCCUGCGACGAAACACUCUUCGAACAGCUCCUCCGCUUCAUUUCACGCUCUCAUUCCCCUCCCUCCAACCGCUUCGACGACUGUCACGUUCCUCUCAUAAACAACCUCGACUUCUGCCUCCAAUCUCGACCACUACUCCACUGAACCAAACCAAACGCAACACAUUCACAUAACUAAAAACAACAACAACAACAACAUUGUUUCAGUGCGAUUCGGCGGAGAAUGCUGAGGUGAUGGCAAAGGGUUCCCACAAUGGUCCACCCAGUCGUCCCGGCUUCCGGUCCCAGUUCACCCUAUUGUUUUUCAACCUGUAUAUUUUCACUAUUAUUCCCAGUAAUAAUAAUUCAUGCAAAUUCAACUGAAUUUCCCCACGCUCAAUUAUUAUAGAUUCUCCGUCUGUUUGUUUUUAGCACGAUGCAAUCAUAGAAAGACAGAGCAAAUGAGACUUAUCAGUAGCAUAGCAUCAACCCACGUGAAGAAAAAAGCAAGCACCGUGCCUCAAAGUACACGUUUAAUCAUGACUCACCACCACCUCCGCAAUUUUCCUUCUUCAGUCACUUCACUUGUUCAAAGUCUAUAUCACUCGCAACAAAUGUUUAAUCACUUUGAUUCUGUUUCUUCCUAUAUAUUCUUACCUCCUUUCUGGAUUUCAAUAAUCUAUACCUACACUCAUUUUAAUUAUGUUUCUACUUAAAUAUUUUUAUACUUUUCAAAUAGCCAUAAUAUAUU
This is a messenger RNA of Vigna radiata var. radiata (mung bean), 1130 nucleotides long. RefSeq names its product auxin-induced protein 6B. The record is from RefSeq and is a predicted model, not a curated record. Bases 123 to 545 code for a protein of 140 amino acids. The transcript has a single exon. Gene Ontology annotation, biological process: response to auxin. NCBI's taxonomy places the organism in Eukaryota, Viridiplantae, Streptophyta, Magnoliopsida, Fabales, Fabaceae.